AUGUCAUAUUUGAACCCCCUUUGGAGUUCUACAAACAAUUCCAAUGCGCAGGCUCAGAAGUCUUCUAAGCUCUCCCAAGAGGCAGCCGGCCUGACCCCGCCUCCACGCCUCAACCGCCUGGACUCGAGCGCCUCCACGACGAACUCCAACAGCUCCGACAGCAACUAUCUGAAGUGCAAUCUCGCCCAAGAAGCAAACCCGAUCCCUCACCAGCACUCCAGGUCUCAAAUCCAGCACCACGCAGCAUGUAAAUGGAUCUCAAAACCCCCCUGCCGCCUCGAAGAAGAUAAUGCCAUCGCCCUGCUUCGAGAAAAUGGCUGGAACGCCAAGGAGUGGAAGGUAAACUGUAACCUGGAGGAGCGGAAUGGCGCGCUUUACUGGGCUGCUACUAAUGGCCAUGUGGCAAUAGUGCGACGUCUCGUGAGGAACGGGACGUCUGGGAUGCCCAAGGCAGCGGGUAAAGAUUUGCGAGAAGAAUGGCGCAACUCUGCCUUGGGAAGUUCGGCUGCUGCCAACCAUGUGGCGAUCAUACAGAUACUCCUAGAGCAGGCCACGGAGGAGAAUCUGCGGAGUUAA
Molecule: messenger RNA, 576 nt
Organism: Pseudogymnoascus verrucosus
Lineage: Eukaryota; Fungi; Ascomycota; Leotiomycetes; Thelebolales; Thelebolaceae
Exons: 3
Coding region: 1-576 (191 amino acids)
Molecular function (GO): protein binding
Source: RefSeq, a predicted model, not a curated record